AGUCAGGCGAGCGGGCCGGGGAGAUCGAGGCGGAGGGGUGAUGGCGAGGAGCGGCGCGGGGGAGGAGUGGCGCCGGAGCGCGGACACCAAGACGAGCGAGGCGGCUGUGGAGGCGUCGACGCGGCCGCCGGGCUGCGGAGCCGGGGAGGUGCCGCACCAGCGCGCCCGGCUGCCGUACGGGCCGGGCGCCGAUCGGAUCGUCGGCGCCAUCGGCUACCUCGUGCUGUGCCAGAAGGCCAGGCCCGGCACGCCCGCCGCCGAGGUGGCCAAGGUGGCCGUCGGGCACGGGGACCCCGCCGCCGGCCGUGACCCCGAGAAGCGCGCGCGCGGAGGGUACUAGAACAGGCGCAGCUCUGGGUGCUUGCUGCUCUGUUUUUCUCGGGUGUCAACUGGUUGUGAUCUUGUACAUCUGUCAGUCGACGUCCGUGAUGGGUUGAUACUACGUUAUGUGUGUGAUCAUCAGGUGCGCUGCUGAGUGUUUAGUUUGUUUGUUCGCCACGCCCGUGUCAGCGCGAUUUCGUUUCUUCGCGCCCUGCGCAUCGUCGGAGCAAUAGGAUGUCGAUCUCGUGCACCGUAACGGACGGAUAGUACAGUGGGAGGUGAAGCAAAGUAUGCAUCUAUGUGCGUAUAAAAUGUAAACUACGGGGUGCAGUUUUUUUUUCCCAUUUCUGUUUGGUACUAGUAUAAAGUAAUUUGCAUUUAACUAAAUUUUGUUGAA
Molecule: messenger RNA, 718 nt
Organism: Panicum virgatum (switchgrass)
Lineage: Eukaryota; Viridiplantae; Streptophyta; Magnoliopsida; Poales; Poaceae
Exons: 1
Coding region: 41-340 (99 amino acids)
Source: RefSeq, a predicted model, not a curated record